AUGGUAUUUGAAGCAGAAAUUGGACUCAAUAAGCAUAAACUUAUGUGGUCUAAAUCCAUAGCAUCCCUAUCAAAUAUAGCAGAAGCAAUAACGUUCACUAUAAAUAAAGAUUCUAUAUCCUUGUCUGCAACCAAUACCAGUAAAACCUCCUACGCGCAAAUAUAUUUCAAGAAAACCUUUUUCAACAAACUUUCCGUUGAUUUUAAUAAUAUAUUACCAGAAGGAUAUGAUGAUGGGAAACAACAGAAGGAGGAACCGAGUUAUUCUUUUCUUAUUAAUUCACGACAUAUGGCAACUUUAUUUAAAAGUCUAGAUUCAAGUGGUAUGAAACAUUUAAGUUUUAGGAUAAAUUGGUCUCGUAAUGCACCAAUAAAUCUGAGGUAUAAAUUAUUUAUUGAAAUCCAUACGAAAAAGUUGGUUGUUAAAAAGUUCCAAGCUAGUUAUACUCCAGCAAAUAAACAGAAUCUACAUAUUGCUUCUAUUUAUAAGGACACCUUAUAUAAACAACGAGAAGAAGAAGAAGAUUUACAUGAUAAAACUCGAAUCAACCACAUAAUGAUAGAUCAAUUGAUACCCAAACAGUUUCUUGAAAUGGUCCCUGCAUCUGCUGAGGAUUUCAAAAUAGAUAUCAAGAGUGAAAGAAUACUGUUUUGUGGUUAUACUAAACAAAUAAUCAAAGAUAGAGAUUAUUUAAAACAACCCAUGGCAGUAACAGUAACUAUCAGUCUAGACGAAUUAACUGAUUCCAAUUUACUACUGUCGAAUUCAGAUCAAGAACCUAUACGAAAACAAAUUAAUUUUGGCAUGCGUGAUUUCAAAAAUUUUUUGAAUUUAGCCAAUUUUUUCACAACUCCAUCAUCAUCCUCUGAACGAUUAGAUGAAAAUUAUGUAACUACUGCCAAUAAUGAUUAUUUCCACAUAUUCUUCAGAAACCCUGGAGAUCCUAUAUUAUUUGAUUUACAAAAUUACCAACAUACAGAAGUUCAAUUCAUUCAAAUCACUUCUGAGGAUAAAUCUGAGUUACAUUCAAAAGAAAUUGACGCAGAGUUGAUUAGAAAAGGUUUAACAAUAGAAGCCCCAAUACCCCAAAAAAUUCAAAGUAACGAAACAGCAACAACUACAGCAAGCACAAGCACAACAAAAACAAAAACAACAACCCCAUCAUUGACUAGACUCACCACUAAUACUGUAUUUGGUAAACCUUCUAUUACAAAGAAAAGAGGAAAACAUAGGCUUAUCAAUAAAGAUCAAGUAUCUCAAGGAACAAUAAAUGAUGAUUUUGACGAUGGAGUUACAUAUGGACAAGAACCAGAACCAGAAAGAGAUAGAGAUAGAGCCAAUUAUGCUGAAACCGAUUACAGUAAUAGUUCCGAAGAUGAAUCUAAAGAGCCACCAUUUAAAAAACAUGCAUUUGAUGAAGAACUUGGUCCUACACAACUCAACAAUAAACCUAAAUCAAUAUUUUGA
This is a messenger RNA of Candida albicans SC5314, 1467 nucleotides long. RefSeq names its product Ddc1p (gene DDC1). Gene Ontology annotation, biological process: DNA repair; DNA replication checkpoint signaling; cellular response to ionizing radiation. The record is from RefSeq and is a predicted model, not a curated record. The transcript has a single exon. Gene Ontology annotation, cellular component: checkpoint clamp complex. NCBI's taxonomy places the organism in Eukaryota, Fungi, Ascomycota, Pichiomycetes, Serinales, Debaryomycetaceae. The coding region runs from base 1 to 1467 and encodes 488 amino acids.